GAACCGGAGAAUGCUUCAAGAUAACUCCAAGACGAGACCCGCAUCAGCAGUCGAGGAUCUCGCUCAGCCUCUUGCAGAGAAAAGGCCUCGAUUAGAAGUUCCAAACGAAACGGUAGAAGACGGCGUACCAGGGACCAUUCCUGCCGCGGACGAGUCCGCUGGCAUAUCUGAAAACCCUUCCGAGAGGGCAAAAGCAAAGCCAUCGCGUCAGCAGAAGAGGCGGAAAGAGAAACUGCCUGUACCGGGCACUUCAGAGGACGUCAUAUUCAAUGAGGUGGUUGCGCUACUCGGGAAGAGUGUUGUGGAUGAAGCGUUCGAAAAGGGAACGGAGCGGAAUUCACCGUUUGAAUUUCGAGAGAUAGUAGAGUUGACGGUGUCGAGCAUCUCUCCCAGUGGUGAAGGGCUUGCUUUAGCGCCUGCAUCUAGAGGCCCCUGGGUGGUCGUUGUUCCAUUUGCUCUACCAGGCGAGGUCAUUCAAGCACGCGUCUAUCGCACUCUCAGGAUGUACUCGCAUGCAGAUCUUGUCAGCGUCGAAACGCCAAACCCCGAGUUCCGUGACAUGAGUCUAGUCAAAUGCAAACAUUUCGGCACUUGCGCAGGAUGCCAAUAUCAAAUGAUUCCUUAUGAUAAACAACUCGAUCUCAAGCGUGACGUAGUUGUGAAAGCAUACGAGAACUACUCCGACCUGCCUGAAUCCUCGAUACCACCAAUUCAAUCCACCGUAGCAUCACCUCUGCAGUACGGGUACCGUACCAAAAUCACCCCUCAUUUCGAUGCGCCUCCCAAGAAACCUAAAAAGUCUGGCCUGACGGAGGAGAUUUCAGCCACAGAGAAGCCUGAUUGGUUGAACAUCGGAUUCAAUCAAAUAGGUAAACGGAAAGUGUUAGACAUUGAGGAAUGCCCGAUUGCUACUCCAGUCAUCAACGCGGCACUUGGACCUCUACGGAAAGGGAUCAUAAAAAAUAUAUAUGAGUAUAAAAGAGGAGUCUCACUUUUACUCCGAGAUUCUCUCAAAAGACCUGCAGUGUCGUCCGCGUUGGAGAAGCAUGUCUGCGUCACGGAUCACAGGCACAUCGUACGGGAACGCGUUGGAGACAAGCUAUUCGACUACCAGGCCGGCUCAUUUUUCCAGAAUAAUAAUUCCGUCCUCGUGCCACUAACGGAGUUCGUCCGCGACGCCGUCUUCCCCUCUUCUUCCUCAAGCCCCUCAUCCGAACGGCCGACUCAUCUCGUCGAUGCUUACUGUGGCGCUGGAUUGUUUGCUAUCACUCUCGCCCCCCACUUCCAGAAGGUAGCAGGCAUUGAGCUCUCGGCUGACUCGAUUCGCUUUGCGACGCAAAACGCCGAGCUGAACAGGCUUCAAAAGGGACUAUGUAGCUUCCGCGCUGGUGACGCCGCGAACAUCUUCAGCGUCGUGUCAGAUUUUCCGCCCGAAAAGACAGUUGUGAUCAUCGACCCUCCUCGCAAGGGAUGCGACGACAACUUCAUUGACCAGCUUUUGACGUUGAGGCCGAGGACGGUGGUAUAUGUGAGCUGUAAUGUCCACACCCAGGCGAAAGAUGUGGGGCGAAUACUGAGGUUAUCGGAGGAAGGAACUAGAGGGAAAUAUGUUAUAGAGAGUCUCAGAGGAUUUGACCUAUUCCCGCAAACUUCCCAUGUGGAAUCCGUAGCGGUGCUCAGGUUGUCUUCCAUGAUUCAUUAGGCUGUACAGUACACAUCUCUCGGAGAAAUAACUUACGGUCUUCUCUUGAC
Molecule: messenger RNA, 1752 nt
Organism: Heterobasidion irregulare TC 32-1
Lineage: Eukaryota; Fungi; Basidiomycota; Agaricomycetes; Russulales; Bondarzewiaceae
Exons: 7
Coding region: 11-1702 (563 amino acids)
Biological process (GO): tRNA processing
Molecular function (GO): tRNA (uracil(54)-C5)-methyltransferase activity, S-adenosyl methionine-dependent
Source: RefSeq, a predicted model, not a curated record